Lichtheimia ornata is the source of this 630-nucleotide messenger RNA. RefSeq lists its product as uncharacterized. The transcript has 6 exons. The coding region runs from base 1 to 630 and encodes 209 amino acids. Gene Ontology annotation, molecular function: GTP binding; GTPase activity. Lineage: Eukaryota; Fungi; Mucoromycota; Mucoromycetes; Mucorales; Lichtheimiaceae. The record is from RefSeq and is a predicted model, not a curated record.
AUGUAUGGAUCAUGGGCAUCAACAAUAGAAGCCAAGGUCGUUAUCCUAGGCAGCCAAGGUGUUGGCAAGACCUCUCUCGUUGUUCGUUAUAUAUCAAAGACCUUUUCACCCAACUCAACAUCCACCAUUGGAGCCUCAUUCAUGACCAAGAAGCUUAACGUAGACAAUUGCAAAGUACGGUUACAGAUCUGGGAUACAGCUGGACAAGAACGUUUCCGGGCUAUGGCUCCAAUGUAUUAUCGAGGUGCACAGGCCGCUUUGUUGGUGUAUGAUAUCACAUCUCAAGAAAGUUUUGUUGAAUUACAUUCAUGGAUUGAAGAGCUCAAGAGAAAUAUGACUGACGAAUUGGUGAUCAUUGUGGUGGCAAACAAGUUGGAUCUUGCAUCACGUAGAGAAGUACCAGAAGAUCAGGCACGGGAAUAUGUCACGCGUGUACUUGGUCCUGAGACCCCGCUGUACGAAGUAUCGGCUAAGGAGGAUGAUGGAACCAUUGAAGAUAUCUUUUUGGACUUGACACGAGUGCUGGUGGAUCGCAAGCAAUAUAGUCUACCUGCCAAUAGGAACAGACAGCCUCCCAUCCAUGUCGAAGAUCCUCCUGCUCAAUCGUCUUCUUGCUGUGGAUUGUUUUAA